CAACAGACUCAAGGAGUACUUCCAGUGAAUUUUGAACAAUUUUCUUUUGACCGGCGCAUUGUCGCCCGAAUUAAAGCAGUCAAUUACACUACGCCUACCCCGAUUCAGCAGCAAGCCAUCCCCAUGGUGCUCGAAGGGCAUGAUGUGAUGGGUUUAGCCCAUACCGGCACCGGUAAAACCGCAGCCUUCAUGCUGCCUAUUUUACAGCGGUUAACCAAAGGCCCGUUCCGUCGCGUACGCGCCCUCAUUGUUGCGCCCACACGCGAACUCGCUGAACAGAUUUAUCAGAUGGGCAUUGAUCUUGGCAAAAAUACCGAAGUGAACAGCGUACCCAUCUACGGCGGUGUGAGCAAAGUUUCUCAGGUCUCGCGGCUGCGGCGUGGCGUAGAGAUUGUUAUUGCUUGUCCUGGUCGCCUGCUUGACCUCGUUUAUGAUGGCGAUAUCGAUCUAUCGCGCGUUGAGGUGCUGGUGUUGGACGAAGCUGAUCGCAUGUGCGAUAUGGGCUUCCUCCCCGAUAUUCGCCGCAUCCUCAAGCUACUGCCGGCCCAACGCCAGACACUUUUCUUCUCAGCCACAAUGCCAAAGGACAGCCGCGAACUGGCAGAUAAUAUCCUCAAAGAUCCGGUCAUAGUUCAAAUCGGUAAGAGUGCUCCGGUGGAGACCGUUUCACACGCGUUCUAUCCGGUGCCCGAUAGCCUCAAGAAAGAUCUUCUGCUGGCAAUGUUGCAACAGACGCCCACCGGCCGGGUCUUGAUCUUUACCCGCACCAAGCAUCGCGCCCGUAACCUGGCACGCGACGUGGAAAAGGGUGGUUAUCACGCAGCAGCGCUGCAAGGUAACAUGUCGCAGAGUCAGCGGCAGAAAGCGAUCAAUGGCUUUCGCCAUGGGAGAUACGACAUUCUCGUCGCCACGGACGUUGCUUCGCGCGGCAUAGACGUGUCGGAAAUAUCGCACGUGAUCAACUUCGAUAUCCCCGAUACUGUCGAUGCCUACACUCACCGGAUUGGUCGCACCGGUCGCGCCCACCGGUCUGGUGAAGCAUUCACGCUUGCCGGACGAGCGGAUGAGGAGAUGAUACGAGACAUUGAAAAACUGCUGGGGACACAAAUCGAACGGCGGCGGUUACCUGAUUUUGAUUACGGUAGUUUCGUACCGGAAAGCCAAUUCCAGAAGAACCAUUCAAAGCCGCUACGAAAGACACUAUCACACCACAAGCGAAACCAUAUUCGCCCCAAUAAAGGUAGGAAUAGCCCACGUCGCCGUAUCCACUCACAAUAG
Geodia barretti is the source of this 1278-nucleotide messenger RNA. The record is from the annotation of a GenBank genome assembly. Lineage: Eukaryota; Metazoa; Porifera; Demospongiae; Tetractinellida; Geodiidae.